This is a messenger RNA of Pyrenophora tritici-repentis Pt-1C-BFP, 1065 nucleotides long. RefSeq names its product WD40 repeat protein. Lineage: Eukaryota; Fungi; Ascomycota; Dothideomycetes; Pleosporales; Pleosporaceae. The record is from RefSeq and is a predicted model, not a curated record. Gene Ontology annotation, biological process: protein import into peroxisome matrix. Gene Ontology annotation, molecular function: protein binding. Gene Ontology annotation, cellular component: peroxisomal matrix; cytosol.
AUGCUUGAAUUCCGGACCCAGGGCUUCAACGGCUACUCUGUCAAAUACAGCCCAUUCUUCGAUUCGCGCAUAGCCGUCGCAGCAUCCGCAAACUUUGGUCUCGUCGGCAACGGGCGAUUAUAUAUUCUCGGUCUCACGGCAAACGGCAUCGUUGCAGAGAAAUGGUUCGACACACAAGACUCCCUCUUCGACAGCACAUGGUCUGAAGCACACGAAUCCCAGCUCCUCACCGCCGGCGGCGACGGCUCGGUAAAACUCUUCGACAUCAACGUGCCCACGUACCCCAUCGCCUCGUGGCAAGAACACGCGCGCGAAGUCUUCGCCGUGCACUGGAAUCUCGUCGCAAAAGACACGUUCCUGUCGUCGUCCUGGGACGGCACAAUCAAGAUCUGGAACCCUAAUUCCAAUGCCAGUCUAACAACAUUACCCACUCACUCGUGCACGUAUUCUGCGAGUUUUAGUCCGCACAGUCCUAGUGUAUUGAGUAGUGUGAGCUCGGAUAGUCAUCUUAGGGUGUUUGAUUUACGGACCCCGGCGAGUGCGAGUAAUCAUUUGACUAUGAGUGUGCCGAUUCAUACACCGCCAAAGGCGAGGAUGGGUGCCGCGGCGCCCGUGGGGAUUGCGCCCGCUGAGGCGCUAACGCAUGAUUGGAAUAAAUAUCGCGAUACUAUUGUUGCGACGGCGGGUGUGGAUCGCGUUAUUCGGACGUUUGAUAUUCGAAUGCCGCAGCAGGGGCCGGUUGCUGUGCUGCCGGGGCAUGAGUAUGCCGUCAGGAAAAUUAGCUGGAGUCCGCACCUUUCGGAUAUCUUGCUAAGUGCCAGUUACGAUAUGACGUGCCGUGUGUGGACCGACGGUAGUGCCAUGGGCGUGGGCAGUGUGAAGCAGGAGAAUAUGCUCGAGGAUCCCAUGUUUUAUGGGGGUGGACGGGAGAUGGGGAGCAUGGGGAGGCAUACUGAGUUCGUGACGGGCGUGGAUUGGUGUCUUUUUGGAGCUGAAGGUUGGUGUGCCAGUACGGGCUGGGACGAGCGGGUUAUGGUGUGGGACUGUAGGGCAGUCAUGCAAUGA